AUACCCUGAGCAGGGGGAGUUUGGUGGAGAGUUCCUCUGUGCUCUCUUUCUCUCUAUCUCUAGAAAUUACACAACUUUCUCCUCUGAAAUCAAACCAAUACAUACACAAAUUUGUGUUUAUCGACGGAUGAUCAAACAGAUUAUCUGAAUUUCCCUAAAAAAUUUGGUAUUUUUUCUUAUUUGAGAUAAAUUUGAACAUUCACGAUUCGGAUCAAAGGAAAUGGACACAAAUUCAUGGACUCGUUUCUCUACUUCGAAUUCUUCUCUAAGGCGGUAUCAAUCUCGAUCAGACGCAUUUCAUCUUGUAGAAGAAACCGAUGAUGAACCACGACCUGAGUACUUAUGCCCAUUCUGUGCUGAAGAUUUCGACAUUGUAGGUCUCUGUUGUCACAUCGAUGAAGAACACACAGUUCAAGCAAAGAAUGGGGUAUGCCCCAUAUGUGCAAAAAAAGUGGGAACUGGUUUAGUGAGCCAUAUUACAAUGCAACAUGGAAGUCUUCUAAAGGUUCAACGCAAGAGGAGAUUGCGUAGAGUUGGAUCAAAUUCAACUUUUUCAAUUUUGAAAAAGGAAUUAAGAGAAGGAAACUUGCAGUCUGUUCUUGGAGGUUCUUCAUUUCUGAUUCCAUCAUCAUCUAUGAACACAGAACCUGAUCCAUUGUUGUCUUCUUUUAUUUACAAUAAUACCCCUGAUGAUGACGUGUCAAAAGAUCUAUCUCAUUCCUCUACUGCUGCAGUUUCAAUAGUGGAAGGCUCAAAUAACGAUUUCUUGACAAGGAGUGAGAAACAAAAGGGUGGUAUAGUUUCUGGUGAAGAUAAGGAGGAGAAAAUUCGACGAAGUGAGUUUGUUCAGGGACUAGUUUUGUCAACUUUCUUUAAUGUUGAUUUAUAAGCAGUUUGUUACAUGAAGGGAAGAGAGCUACAGUCAUGUAAACCAGAGGAACGCAUAUCUCUUUACUCAUAUUGUAUUAAGAAUCCAAAUAUAUAUAAAUAUAUAAAUAUAUAUAAUAUAUAAUAUAGUAUAUGGUUGAUCUA
This is a messenger RNA of Lactuca sativa (garden lettuce), 1032 nucleotides long. Its product is annotated as protein DEHYDRATION-INDUCED 19 homolog 4. Lineage: Eukaryota; Viridiplantae; Streptophyta; Magnoliopsida; Asterales; Asteraceae. The record is from RefSeq and is a predicted model, not a curated record.